AUGACCACCAAUGGUCUUCAACCAGAUCCGACCGUCGACCUCGAUUGGGGCGAUUUCCGCGGAGCCAUCCACGACGUCUUCUCGAACAACGCAGCCCAGCACCCGGAUCGCACGUGCGUCGUCGAGACCAGGAGCUCCCGGAAUGCUCAUCGCUCCUUCACCUACCGCCAGAUCAACGAGAGCUCGAAUCAACUGGCCCAUCACUUUGUCGCCCAUGGCGCCCAGGUUGGCGAUGUGGUGGCCAUUUACGCUUACCGAGGAGUUGACCUCGUGGUGGCCUACAUGGGUGCGCUCAAGGCCGGCGGCACCGUCAGUGUCAUUGAUCCUCAGUACCCUCCGGAGCGCCAGAAGAUUCUCCUGGAAAUCGCAAAUCCAAAGUUCCUCGUCUGCAUCGACAGGGCCACGCACGAGUUCGGCCAAGUCUCCGACGUGGUCAUGAAGUUUGUCACCCAAGAGCUGCGCAUCAAAUCGUUCGUCCCUGCUCUCCGGCUCGACGAUGCCGGCCACCUGACCGGCGGCGGUGUCCCCCCAACGGGGCGGGACGUCGACAUGCUCGCGGCGCAGCAUUCGUUGCGGCAACACGCCCCCGACGUCUCGGUUGGGCCAGACUCGAUCCCUACGCUGAGCUUUACUAGUGGCUCGGAGGGACGACCCAAGGGGGUGCAAGGGCGCCAUUUCUCCCUGACUCACUACUUCCCUUGGAUGGCCCGCAGAUUCAACCUGUCGGAAAACGACCGCUUCACCAUGCUUUCCGGCAUAGCCCAUGACCCCAUCCAGAGAGACAUCUUCACGCCGCUGUUCCUGGGAGCGUGCAUCGUCAUCCCCCCCGCGGACGCCGUCAGCUACGAAGUCUUGGCGGAUUGGAUGGGCGAGCACAAGGUGACGGUAACCCAUCUGACCCCGGCCAUGGGUCAGAUUCUCGUCGGAGGAGCCGUCACGCCGUUUCCCAGCCUGCGCAACGCCUUUUUCGUCGGUGACUUGCUGACCAAGAAGGACUGCCGCAAACUGCGGGAGCUGGCCCCAAACACCAGCAUCAUCAACCUCUACGGCUCGACCGAGUCGCAGCGCGCAGUGUCCUUCUUUGAGAUCCCCAGCAAGGCUGCCGACGAGGCCUUCCUGGACGACUUGCCCGACGUCAUCCCCGUGGGGCAAGGGAUGCGCAACGUCCAGCUCCUCGUUGUCGAUCGCGAUGACAGGACCAAGCUCUGCGGCGUUGGCGAGCAAGGCGAGCUGUUUAUCCGCGCCGCCGGUCUCGCCGAAGGCUACCUGGGGAGUGACGAGAGGACCGCUCAGCUGAAUCAGUCCAAGUUCCUGACCAACUGGUUCGUGGACGCUUCGCAGUGGACAACAGCGCCGUACCAGCGGCAGGCAUCUGCCGGCGAAAGGCCGUUGCCCAAGUGGCACCAGUGCUACAAGGGCCCCAGGGACAGACUCUAUCGAACCGGCGACCUCGGGCGACUGCGCCCGGACGGCAGCGUCGAGUGCACAGGAAGAGUGGAUUCUCAGAUCAAGAUUCGCGGCUUCCGCAUGGAGCUCGGCGAGAUCGACGCCUGUCUGUCGCAGCAUCCCUUUGUCCGGGAAAACGUCACCAUUGUCAGGAGAGACAGGAACGAGGAGCAGACGCUCGUCACGUAUUUCGUCCCCGAGAUCAAGCGAUGGUUCCAGCAUUGCAAGCACGAGGAGCAGAGAGCGACGGAGCCCGAGCUGCUCGAUGACUCCAUGAUUGGCAUGCUGCGGCAGUUUAAGUCUCUCUCUGACGACUGCAAGGCGCUUCUGGCCGCCAAGUUGCCAAAGUAUGCCGUCCCCAGCAUUCUGAUUCCGCUGGUUCGAAUGCCUCUUAAUCCCAACGGAAAGAUUGACAAGCCUGCGCUUCCUUUCCCCGACCCGGCAGAUCCUGCUCUUCUGACCAAGAGGAGAGCGUCGUCGGUUACAGCAAGCAUGACGGAAACGCAAAAGCAGCUGGCAGCGGUCUGGGCAUCGGUGCUUCCCAACCGCACGGCCCGCAUGCUGGUGCCCGGCUCCAACUUCUUCGACGAGGGGGGACACUCGAUCCUCGCGCAGCAGAUGUUCUUCCGGCUCAAGCAGCAGUGGAAGGGCAUCGACCUGCCUGUGCGGGUCAUCUUCCAGUCCCAGACGCUCGAGGCCCUCGCGGCGGAAAUCGACCGCGCCCAAGACCCCAUCGGCCUUCGCCUCGACGCACUGCCGCUUCCGACGGACGAGAACGCCGCGGACGAGGCGUACGCCGCGGACGCACGAAGCCUGACGAGCCAGCUACCCAAGACGUUUGCUGCCGGCGCGGGCGCGCUCGACGCUGCCGCCCCGUCGUCGUCGUCGUCGUCGUCGUCGUCCUACACGGCACUCCUUACCGGCGCGACCGGCUUCCUGGGCUCGUAUCUGCUGCACGAGCUGCUCCAGGGCCCCCGCCCGGCGUCGCGAGUGAUUUGCCACGUGAGAGCAAAGGACGCGGCUUCGGGCCUCGACCGCCUCGAGGGCAUCAGUCGGGCGUACGGGCUGUGGCGCCCCGAGUGGGCGUCGCACAACAGGGUCGAGGUGGUGGCGGGCGACAUUUCCAGGCCGCAGCUGGGGGUCGCGCAGGAGACGUGGGCACGGCUCGCCGACGAGGUGGACGUGGUGAUCCACAACGGCGCCCAGGUGAACUGGAUGCUGCCGUACUCGAGCCUUCGGGCCGCCAACGUCAUGAGCACCCUGGCCUGCAUCCGGCUCUGCGCCGCGGGCAAGCCAAAGAGGCUCGGGUUCGUGAGCUCGACCUCGACGCUGGACAGCGCGCACUACGUGUCGCUGUCCCGGAAGCAAGGCCUGGCCGUGUCGGAGGGGGACAGCCUGGAGGGCAGCCGCAAGGGCCUGGGCACCGGCUACGGGCAGAGCAAGUGGGCGAGCGAGUACCUGGUGCGGGAGGCCGGGCGGAGAGGGCUGGCCGGCGCCGUCAUCCGGCCGGGCUACGUGACGGGCGACGCGGAGACGGGCAUGUGCGUCACGGACGACUUCUUGGUGCGGCUGUGGAAGGGCUGCCUGCAGCUCGGGGCACGGCCGGCCAUUGCCAACACGGUCAACACGGUGCCGGUCAAGCAGGUGAGCAGGAUCGUCGUGGCGUCGUCGCUGUGCCUGCCCGCCGCCGCCGCGGGCGGGGGCGAGACGCUCCAGGUCGCGCAGGUGACGAGCCACCCGCGGCUGACGCUGGACGAAUGGCUGGGCGCGCUGCAAGUCUACGGCUACGACGUGCCGGCGGUCCCGUACGACGACUGGUGCGAGCGGAUGAGCCGGUACGUCAGCGACGCAGCCAAGCCGGAGCACGCGCUGCUGCCCCUGUUCCACUUUGUGACGGGGAACCUGCCCGCCGACACCGUGGCCCCGGAGCUGGACGACGCCAACGCGGCCGCGGCGCUGAAGCUGUACUCGGCCGGGGCGGCUGCGGCGACGGCGGCCUCGGCAGACCGGGACGGCGACCCGCUAAGGGACAGCGCCGUCGGCGUCGACACCGUGGGCGUCUAUCUCGCGUACCUCGUGGCCAUUGGCUUCCUCCCUGGGCCGGGGCAGCACCAGGCGCGGCCGCUUCCGGGACUGCCCAGCGCGACGCUGCAGCUGAUCCAGCAGCACGCGGCGUCCGGGGUGGGCGCGCGCUCGUCCAGGACGUGA
This is a messenger RNA of Ustilaginoidea virens, 3654 nucleotides long. RefSeq lists its product as uncharacterized. Gene Ontology annotation, biological process: L-lysine biosynthetic process. The record is from RefSeq and is a predicted model, not a curated record. The transcript has 4 exons. Lineage: Eukaryota; Fungi; Ascomycota; Sordariomycetes; Hypocreales; Clavicipitaceae. Gene Ontology annotation, molecular function: L-aminoadipate-semialdehyde dehydrogenase [NAD(P)+] activity; phosphopantetheine binding. Bases 1 to 3654 code for a protein of 1217 amino acids.